This is a messenger RNA of Echinops telfairi (small Madagascar hedgehog), 969 nucleotides long. Its product is annotated as cysteine and histidine-rich domain-containing protein 1-like. The transcript has 2 exons. The record is from RefSeq and is a predicted model, not a curated record. Lineage: Eukaryota; Metazoa; Chordata; Mammalia; Afrosoricida; Tenrecidae.
AUGGCCUUGCUGUGCUACAACUGCAGCUGUGGCCAACGCUUUGACCCGGAGACCAACGCUGACGAUGCUUGCAUAUACCACCCAGGUGUUCCAGUGUUUCAUGAUGCCUUAAAGGGCAUUGUAGGCUGUACAAAAGGCAGGCAUAAUAGUGAGAAGCCACCCGAGCCAGGCAAACCUUAAGUCAAGACUACGGAGAAGGAACUAUCUGAAUUGAAGCCCAAAUUUCAGGAACGCAUCAUUCAAGCUCCUAAGCCAGGAGAAGCAAUUAAAAGGCCAAGCCCACAUGAGCCCAUGACAAGUUUGGAAUUAAAAAUACCUGCUUCCUUUAAACAAGCACUUGCUAAACUUAAGCUGUCAUCAGGAAAAGGAGAAGAUAAGCAGGAAGAAAAAAGUGAUAAAAUUAAGAUUGGGACCUCAUGUAAAAAUGGAGGGUGUUCAGAGACUUAUCAGGGCUUAGAAAGUCUAGAAGAAGUCUGUGUACAUCAUUCUGGAGUACCUAUUUUCCAUGAAGGGAUGAAAUACUGCAGCUGUGGUAGGAAAAAGAUUUCUGACUUUAACACAUUUUUAGCCCAAGAAGGCUGUACUACAGGGAAACACAUGUGGACUAAAAAAGAUGCUGGGGGGAAAGUUGUUCCAUGUAGGCAUGACUGGCAUCAGACGGGAGGUGAAGUCACCAUUUCAAUCUAUGCUAAAAAUUCACUUCCAGAACGUAGUCGCGUAGAAGCAAAUAGUACAUUGUUAAACGUUCUCAUUGCAUUUGAAGGAGAGAAGGAAUUCCAUCAAAAUGUGAAACUAUGGGGCGUGACUGACGUAAAGCGAAGCUAUGUAACUGCAACAAAAAUUGAGAUCACUGUGAGAAAAGCUGAACCUAUGCAGUGGGCAAGCCUCGAACUACCUGCAGCUAAAAAGCCAGAAAAACAAGAAGAAGCUAUAACAGAUUGCGUGGAGGGGAGUAGGGGUGAACAAUAA